AUGGUCUGGCAGUUAUGGGACAGAAAGAGCUUGGGAGAAAUCAUGGCCAGUUGUCAACCAUGUUACCAGUCUGAGGACCAGAGCCCCCAGCCUAGCUCCUCAGGGUACCCCUUGGAGGCGGUGGUGGAUGAAGAAAGCCCGGGGCCAUCAGCCCCCUGGGUAGACCCCUGCCCCCUGCCUCAGUCCCCCGGAAGGAAGAGGAGAAGGGACAAGUCAGAUGAGGAGACAGCCUCCGGGGCUGAGGACAUCUGGGUCGCGGAGACACUGUGUGGACUCAAGAUGAAGUUGAAGAGACAGCGGGUGUCUUCAGUGCUCCCUGAGCACCACGAGGUCUUCAACAGGCUGCUCGAGGAUCCUGUCAUUAAAAGAUUUCUGGCCUGGGACAAAAAUCUGAGAGUAUCCGACAAGUAUCUCCUGUCUAUGGUCAUAGCAUACUUUAGCCGUGCUGGUCUAUUCUCCUGGCAGCACCAGCGAAUUCAUUUCUUCAUAGCACUCUACCUGGCCAAUGACAUGGAAGAGGAUAACCAGGCCCCCAAACAGGCCAUCUUUUCAUUCCUCUAUGGGAAGAACCGCUCCCAGCGUCCCUUGUUCCACAAACUGCGAUUCCAAUUCAUCCGAUCCAUGGGCUGGAAGGCCAGGGUGUCCCGGGAAGAGUGUGAAGAGAUCCAGGCUUUUGAUCCAGAGCUGUGGGUAUGGGGGCGAGAUCGCACCCCUGUGCCCUAG
Neomonachus schauinslandi (Hawaiian monk seal) is the source of this 723-nucleotide messenger RNA. Its product is annotated as speedy protein E4-like. Bases 1 to 723 code for a protein of 240 amino acids. The record is from RefSeq and is a predicted model, not a curated record. The transcript is spliced from 7 exons. Gene Ontology annotation, molecular function: protein kinase binding. Gene Ontology annotation, biological process: positive regulation of cyclin-dependent protein serine/threonine kinase activity. NCBI's taxonomy places the organism in Eukaryota, Metazoa, Chordata, Mammalia, Carnivora, Phocidae.